AUGACAGUGCUACAUCCAGGUGUCCUGUGUGACAGCACUGCAUCUGGGCGUCACACACAACAUUGUGACAUCACUCAUGACAUCAUGCAUGAUGUCCAGACAAACAUCAAGGUGGACAGCCUCCCCACUAACAAAUAUUGGGGGCCCCAAGGGGUUUCAGCUCCUAGAAGUGGGCGCUCCUAUCCUGUUUCCCAUGGUAGUCAACCAGAUGAUCAUGAGACAACAGUCUUCUCUUGUUGCUCCUCCAUACCUGGUACUGAGAAGGUUGCUGCCCUUGAAACCCAGAGCUUGAAUGUAACCAGUGUGAGUAGUACACUGACUUAUUCUUCAUAACUCAGUUGACAAGCCACAUAAGCUGGAACCUCUGAGUAUAACAGAUAUACAAUUACAGAAAUCUAUACUCAAUAGCAAAGACAAGCUGACAGAGUGAGGUUUUUCUUAAACAACAACAACUUAACUAAUCUACAUAUGUUACAUCUUUGUAUUUUUCAUAGCACAGACUAUUCUCUAAAGUCAGAUUUUCAAGGACAAAGAAGCUGUCAGAAAAUGAGGUGCUAUUUAUUUAUUAUUAUUAUUAUUUUUAAAAGAUACCAAGGGCUUAUUUUUAUUGUUCCUAUAGACUACCAAUCGUGCUGAGAAGCGCAUUAACAGAAACAGCUUGUGUCUUCAAAAAUAAUGAUGUUUCCUUCAUAUUUUAAGUAUUAUAUAUGUUGCUUGGCAUAUGGGAAUAAUAAUUUGUCAGAAUAUUUCAGUAAGAAUGCGAAAAGGAUAAUGCUUUAUGUUGCUGAGUCUUCUUUUAACGAUCCUUUGCAGAAGCUUUGACAAAACCUUGGUAUAAAAUAAUUAUAUCCAACUUGGACAUGAUUAUAGACAUUACAUUUGGCAUAAAUUAGAAUAUAAACAGUUAUGUCUGAGCACCCCAAGUCAAUUUAGUUUCAUCAUUCUGCUUUUUAAGAAUGGCCAGCCAGAUGCCUCCAGGACACCCUUAGCCUUCCCUUGCUUUGCCCUUUAGCUACCCGUAUCAAUUUCUGAUUGUGGCAGUUUCAUUUAGUUUUCAUUGGCUAAUAGCUGUUGGUUGGCUUUCUCCUCUGUUAAAUUGUUUACCUCUUUUAAAAAGUGCUAGUGAUCAUCAGCAUGUCUUGCGGUUGUGAUUUCCAUAUUUUAAUUAAACGUUGCAUGAGAGAAAACUUUAUUUUGAUUGUCUUGAAUCUACAGGCAAUCAAAUAAUUUGGGUGGCUCUAAGGCUGCAAUCCUAACAAUGUUAGUACAGAAGUGGGCUUAGGAUUGCGGCCCUAGUCAGCACUCUACAAACAGGUGCCCUGGAGUUGUUUUGGAUUGAGUUCCAGUGGUCAUGUGUGACGUUAACAUAGGGGAGUGCUGGAGGUGAAAUAGUUAAACAGGUUACCCAAUCAGAACCCAGGGUUUGGAGUCAGAGGGACUAUAAAACCAGCUCUGGGAGGGGCGAAGGGAGGAGUUCGUUGGGAGUUGGGUGGUUGGUUGGAGUGGGAGUGAAUUGGGAUAGAGUCUGUGGGUAGGUUGAGUUAGUGUAGCGAAAUAAGCUGAGUCAGGAACAGUUAGGGGCUAGGAAGACAAGUAAAUAUCUGAGAGGUGGUUUAGUGAGUGAGAGCAGGUAGCGGAAGUUAUAGGUCUGGAUAGGCACCCCAUGAAUGUAAUUGACCGAUACCGUUUAGGAAACCACAUGCUUGUUAAACUGCAAUAAAUAAACAGAAGUUUAUGUUCCAAUUUUACCCUGACUGGACUCAGUACUGUACCAGGUGGGUGGUGGCAGCGAGAAAUAAAAUGGCACAGGGAUCAAUAGUGAAACGUCCGGGGACCCUGUGUGAUCAUCACAUCAUGGAUCAUGAAAACUGGAGUCCAAAAAAUCUGGAGGGCACCAAGUUGCAGAAAGAAACCGUAAGUUCCAGUAUUAUAAAUCAAAGGAAAAUGUUGCACAAUGUCUCUACAUCAUUCAUAAUUUUAUAAACUUCUAUCAUGCGUCCCUUUAAUCUUACCCCCUCCCCCAAGCCCUCAUUAACUCUCCAAUUUAGGCCAAGCAAAACCUGUCUCUGUAUUCCUGCAGUUUCCUAGCUUUUCACCACACCAUCUCAGAUAUCUCUGUGGUCUUCAUCAGAGGCCUUUCUCUGUGCACCAACUUGAAGGAGAACGGGCCUUUUCAGUGGUGUCCUUCCAUCUGUGGAAUGCCGUCUUGGGGAGACGCAGGUGGCACCAACCUUAUCAAUCUUUUGAUGCUACACUAAGACCUUUUUGUUUCGCAGGCCUUUGGUUACUUAAUGUUGUAUCCUAUGGUGGUGCUUAUCUUUUAGUAGGGAGGUAGAACUUGUCUUGAUUAAUAUAUUACUGGAUGAGCUUUUUUUUGAAUUUUUGAUUGUUAAUUGUUCUAAUUUUUCUGGUUUAAAAUUCCUUUUAUGUGUUGUAUUUUACCAUUUUUAUUGUACAAAGUGACUGAUACAUCAUCAACAACAACAUUAAUUCCUGAAAACUUGUCAGUUCAUUUCAUUGAUCUUUGCUGUAUAGGGAAGUGGGAACAUUCUUAAUAAAUAAGAAUCUAGUUUGUGCAAGAAUUUUUCGUACACUCAGCCACUGUUUUUGCUUCUUAUCAGGUUGCACAAAAAUUUUGUCAUUCAGUGGCUAAUAAUUUUUGCCGAUAGAAAGUAAAUAGGAUAGACUCAGCUAUGAAUGGUUAUAAUUGUCUAUACCAGUGGAAAUGUAAUACCGAAUUUGUAUAAAUUGAAUUUGUCAGAUUACCACAGUAUCCCUACCUCAAAUCUUUUAGUCUUUGCUUGUUGGGAAAGUCUUCCAAGCUAAUAAUGAACUUUGGUAUUAGAAGUCAUGGUAAGCGCUUACAAAUUAAUCCAGUUGCCACAAUAAGAGACACUAAUUGCUGUAGCAUGCCACUAAGGACGGGGCAGAAAUUGGAUUUGGUUUGCAUUUAAAGGUGACCAUAGCUGAUUCAUGAUUUCCAAAACAAUAUUCAAGCUAUCCUUCAAGUUCGCAUUCCCAUGAAUUUUGCACUGCAGUUCUCCUACCAAGUAAUGGGUUAAAAAAAUGCAUAUAUGUGGUAACCUCACACUGUUCCAUGCUUUGUAUAGAGCCUCCUUUCUUAUAGUAUGGCUUCUUUUGUGGGUUGUCUAAAUCUGUAUAAAAAGAUAGAUAUGCUGCAAGUCUGCUGAAAUAUAUGUGCCUCAUCCGUGCGUAUUUGGCAGAUACUAUGGAACUUGCACUUUUCCAAGUAAUACACAAUGUAAGUUCUGUGUUUGCAAGGAGUCAGUAUAUUUGUGUGGCAGCACCUGGGGUUCAGACUCCCUGAAUAAUGACAUUAGACAGGUGCCCUCACUAUAUUUAUGAUCCCUGCUGAAAGCUUUGUUUUUAUUUCAGCCAAUCUGCCCCCAUAUAGUUACUUAUAUUCUUGUAAAGAUUUUACUGGCUUUAUAUUUGUUUUAAUGAUCGUUAUUUGUGUUUUAAUGAUCAGUAUUUUAUAUAUGUUGUUGUUUUUAAUAGUUUUAUGGAUUUUAGCUGUGUUUGAUCUACAAUUUUAUUAUGUACGCUGCUUAGAUAGCUCUUUGAUAAAGCAGUUUUUAUAACUUCCUUAAGAAUCUUUUUCAGAGAGAGUUAUAUAAAGGAGUGAAAAGCUAUUGUGGAAGCCUCUUACUUCUUUGACAAUGCAUUUGCAAUAUUCUCUGUUUCAAAGACCAGUUUAAUACUGGUAUGUUCCCCCUGCAUUCUUCCUGUAAGUCUACUGCAGGAAGUCUAGUAGAAAUUUAUGACAUCUCUGCAGCUUGGAGGACUGAACUGCAAUAUUUACGUUUCCUUACAGAUUCUUUUAUUGGUCACCACUGGUCAACGCUCGAGUUGAAGUGAACCACAAAUUCUAUGUUCUGGCAGCAGUACAAUUCCCAGGUGCUCAUAAUGCUAUUUCCCACUUUGUGAGCUGUUGACUGGAGUCUUAACUGCAUCUCUUUGUUACUGUCUCCCCCUAUGAAAUAAAAGCCCUGUGAAAAACAGCAAAGUGGUCCCUUGUCAACAAUACCCUUUAUUAAAACCAGUGCAAUCUUUCCCAAAACAUUCCUUGUUACUUUAUUAUUUAUCUAUUUAAAGAUCUAUUUAGAGGAGUGUUUACUUAAACAUAAUAUCUAUUUUAAUUAUAUAACGGUGGACUCUUUGCAAUCUUUCUCCUUUCUGGUAAAGCAAUAAUGGCAGUAUUUUUCACAAUGAAUCUUUUAAUGAUUGUCCUCACUUCAAAUAAACCUAAUAUCUGUUGGAGUAAUAUCUGUUUCUUGCUCCAAAGGCAUGAAAUUAAAUGAUACCAUUCACCUCAUUUUGAAAUUGUAGUUCAUUCAAUACACUCCAGAUGGCACACAGUGAUGAUAAAAUUAUGCAUAUGCUGUUUUGAGGGAUUGGCUAUGCAAACAAAAGAACUUUGUUUUCUGAGGCUUUAGAAAUCACCUCAAAUUUCUCUAUUACCUGCCCCCCCCACCAAAAGGGGGGGGGGCAGCUUGGCCACUGUUGAUUCAUUAAAAUUUCUGAUUUACCUCUCUAAGUACAAGCCUAAAUUUGCAAUAUAGAAAAAGGGACACAAGUUCACAUGCUUAGUCUAUUAAACACGGAAGUCUAAUAUUCAGAAUAAACAGCAUCACUACAACCCAGUCCACCAAUCCAGAAAGUCUCAUUUGAACAUUAUGCAAAUAUAUUUAUUAAUUAUAGAUAUCAUUAAGCACAUUAAUAUUUUUUUUAAGCCAGCGGUUCCUUGUCUACUCCUGGUAGGUACCACAACAAACUUAAGAAAAGAUCAUACCUGACGACUUGAUUGUGCUAGGAAGAAAUGUAAUUCCUCUCUCAUCUGUUCCGCUUUAUUUCCUGAGAACAUAGCAAAAGGUGUCUCAGGUUGUUGAGCUGUACUGCUCCAUUUUCUGAUGUUUCAGCAGCAGAGGAAAGGCCAGAGCUCAAUAUAAAGAUCAAGUACUUUGCAUGUAGAAGUUUCCAAGUUCAUUCCCCGGCAUCUUCAGUGAAGUGCUCAGCUAGCAGGUAAUGGAAAUAACCUCUGCCAGAGACUCUGGAGACCUUCUGCCAGUCAGAGGAGAUAAGUGUGGGUUAGAUGCACCAAUGCCCUGACUCAGUAUAAGACAACUUCGUAUGUCCAUAUAUAACAGUGCAUGGCUCUGCAUCUGUUUCUCAAUUCAUGUGAAAGUGUAAGUUUGUGGUUUGAAAGUAGAGUGACUUGCUUCUCUCCAAGUCUUGAAUACUUAAUAGUUAUGCACUAGAAAAAAGAAAAGAAAAAAGUUGUAGAGUUUAGAGAACUGGAAUAUUAUAUUGAGAAAUGGCAUGAUUGUGGGCUGGAUUCAACUACUGAGUCCUGCUAAUGGAAGCCAGCACAAGCUCUUCUGCUAACACAACAGGUCUUUUUGUUCCUUCUAUACCCCUUGCAUGGCCCCCCUCCCCCCAAACAAUGCAGCAGGGAAAGGGAGGAUAAUUCCAUGCGACAAACUGAAAUUCUUGUGCUGGUGGGAUGAUUUACUUAGCAGUAUGGAGAAUUGCUCCCUGUGAUUCCAAGUAAACAUAAGUGGGUGUGAGUGUGAAUAAGGUUCAUGCAGUAUUAUGCUGGUGACACCUUGCCCCAAAUUUCCUAAUGCCUUCUCUCAGCACCUUCACAUAGAUAUGAAUAAAAUUCAUAUAGAUAUGGAAUAAAAUUGGGGACACAUCAUACUCUGUCAUACUCCACAGUUCCAUUGCUAGAGGACUGAGGCAAAGUUACCUAGUUCUCUCCUCUGAAACCAACCCUGAACAUAGGAGCUAAACCACCAUAAAAUGGUGCCCCACAGGAUACUGUGAUCAAUGGUUAGAAAAGCCUAUGAGAUAUCCUGGAGAAGCAACAAGGUCACAUUCCCUUUGUAGUUAUUCAUUAGAUUCUGCCCCAAAACCGCAGGCUGCAAUGGGUCAAUUUAGGCUGGGAAAGAUCCCCUGAAUAGUGAAGAAUGACAUUUUGAAGAUGAUAGCACUUGGUAACUUGAGUGACGGUUUUUCUAGAACAAAUAAGGUGGAACGGUCUAUAAUAUUUGGGAAUCUAAGUGUUCAAUCCAUUGAGGAUUCAGUUUUCUGCCUAAGGUAAUAAGUUCAAAGGUAUGUGGUGAGCAAGAGAGGAUCUUUUGUGCGUAUAUCCAGUGGAGAGUCCUAAUUUUUAUGUAAUGCUAAUUUGUCUGAGUGGUAGCAGCACCUCAGGCAUGGUAUUUGCUCUGUCUGGGCUCUAAGCCAGCCAAAUUAGGAUGUUUCUUGGAUGGUCUGAGUAGGUCAGCUGGGGCAGAAAAGGUCUGCAUUUUCUGGAGUUCUCAUGCUGACGUGCAUAACAAGCAAGAGGUUCCCUUAUUAUGAAUGAAUGUGGGUGGAGGUGAUCAAUUACAUGCUACCGCUUUUUUGCAUUAUAUACUUAGGCACACUGCAUUCCUUCCUGGGCAAACUGGACAUAGUGGCAUACUUAAAAUGACAGCAAGGCUCAAUAACAGGAAUUUAUGGUGUUGUGUUUUUGGUUCUAGCUGAAGACUUUGUUUACCCAAGCCUUUGUUGGUCAAUAAUACCAGCCUUGCAGUACUUAUUCUCUGGCUUACUGUGGAAGUAGAUUCAGGUAGGUAGCCGUGUUGGUCAGGCACAGUCGAAAUAUAUAUAUAAAAUUUUUUAAAUGUCCAGUAGCACCUUAGAGACCAACUAAGUUUGUUCUUGGUAUAAGCUUUCAUGUGCAUGCACACUUCUUCAGAUACACUGAAACAGAAGUUAUAUAAGGGUCUGGUGACUUCUGUUUCAGUGUAUCUAAAGAAGUGUUCACGCACACAAAACCUUAUACCAAGAACAAACUUAGUUGGUCUCUAAGGUGCUACUGGAUCGACUGUGGAAGUAGAUGUAUUUAUUGUUUUUAAUGUAUUGAUUUUAUGGAGAUUGUAUCUAUAGGGUUGUGAACCACCCUAGAUUUUUCAACUAAAGGGUGGGAUAUAUACAAAGACUCUCAAAAAACAAUAAAUAAGACUACAUUUUAUACUAGCAGGGGCUGAUGGGACUUGUGGUACAAAACAUCUGGAAGGACCAGUUUGGCAAAGUUUGGUCCAGCUCUUCUAUCAAGAAGCAUAUACCGUACUUGAUAUUUGAAGAAUAUAUGUGUGCAGAUUUAUGUGUAUGUGCAUCACACAUCUUACUACUUCUAAAAUGCAAGUGCACAGUAUUUUCAGCUUGCACUUACAGAGUUCUUUAAACCUGCUGUGCUUUAUCUGUAAUGCUCUCAGACCCAGCACCUCAGUCCUAAGCAUAUUGAGCUGACAAAGUCCAAUUGAUUUCAAUGGAACCUACAUCCAAGUCAGUGUGCUUAGGAUUGCAGCCUCAGUCAUGCAAAAUCCUGAUAGCAUUUUCUGGGACUUCAGAGCUACAGGAUUAUACUGUGUAGUCCAAAUGAAAUGCUGAAGGGUAGGAAGAUGAGUGUCAGUGUUGGUUUCAUGGUGAAUAAUGUUCCCGGAACAUGAAACAAAAUAUCUCUGGGGCUCCUUCAAUAGUAAAAUCAUUACUGCUGCCUUUAAAGAGUGACAAAUUAAUGUCUCCACUAACAAAAAGAUUACCUCCUGUCCCCAUGGCAACGACUCCUCCAAAGUACGGAAGCCUCAAGACAAAUGGUAGUCCAUUUAGCACAGGAAACGUACACGUUCCAAAUGGAGCUAGCAGGGGUUCUUCACCUACAACCGCCAUUGCAAUCCACUGUAUUUAUUUUAGGUAGCUAGUUUUACCGACUCAGGAAUUCCAAUGAAAUGCUCUUUUGUAAAUGUACCGGUCUAGUUAAGAACUGCAUUGUGCGAAGGGUGGAAAAGGUUUACUUUCUUGUAGUUUCACACAUUGAUUCUGAUGAACAUUUCAUGCAAAAAGAGUUUCUGAAGUAGAACAUUUCAGAAUUCAUGAAUAGUAAUUGAGCCCUUUAGUUCUGCACUAAACUUAAAUCCAUUAUUCUCCAUUUAAAGCAGACACAUCAUGUUGCUCUACAGAACACUGCUCUGUCACUUCAAUGCUUCAAUUUCCCCCCUUCUUCUUCUUUUAGUGAGCUGGGCUAGAAUAUUAAGCAUUCUUUGCUCUCAAUAUUCUUGCUGUGCUUGGCACGUUUGGAUUCUAUUUGAAAUAGGCAAAUAGCAAUCAUGUUGUUCAUAAAGAAUGGCUUGUAUGUGUGCAUAUACCUUGCUUUUGGGGGUAAGGGCACACUAUAUGCCACAUCUCAAAUCUCUAGGAAGCAGCUUGCUUCAGCUCUGUGCUGGAUGUGUGCAUUAAAAUGUAAAACAUAAUAAAAGUCACUGUCAGAUUUCUGCCUUCCCAACCAAACAAAUGGGCUUACUUUAGUGUCUGAGGCAUAUAGAAUUUAUCUGUCAGAAGGUAAUUUAAAAUGUCAUGUAAAAACAAAGCCUAAAAGGAAGAUUAACAUUUUUAAAGGACGCAUUUAAUAUUUAUCAUUUGGCUUUAGUGUUUGAUUAAAUGUAGCUAUUAUUGCCCUUCAUUCACUGCAGACUGCAGCAGCCCUAAGCCCCUGACAACCUAGGAAGGGUACACUUCAUGAACUAAGAUAGCUGCUUUCUAAUGCAAUUCCUGAUGCUAAAGAUGUCUCACUGCCUGGGUUUAAAUCAUGCUAAGAUUUCUUUUUUACAUUUCCACACUAGAAGGGUUUUAUGUUUAUCUUGACCAACAAAUCAUGGAGGUGCUUAAGUGAAUUAUCAAGGUUUGAAAACCACUGUGGUCAACAGAGUGUUAUACAUAACAAAAAUCUAGAGAUUCCGGAUCCCAUUUUUUCCCUGUUAGUCACAGUCUCUUCACAUUUCAAAAUCCAUUUACAAAGGCUACCAGCAGGAAUCAAACUGGACAGUCGUUUUCGAAGUGAUAUUCUCAGCUUUUCAGUUAUCAUAUCUCCUGUACGGAGUUGUCUUAAGCGAAACACUGCAAGGUGAGUAGAUAUUGCAAGCAUUUCAAGAAUGAGUUUUCAAAGAAAACCAAAGAAAACUAGAGGAACAGGCUGCUGACACUCUGUUCGAGCCAGCAAAGUGCAGAAGCUAUCAGGCUCAUACAAUGGAGUUUUCCCAGCAACCCGCCUGCUCUUUAGUAUAUGUGUUGUGAACACCUGAAAAUGAAGUAUGGGAGCCCCUGUGACAGCUUGGGAUGGGCGCAGCAACAGGAGGGGAGGACCUGGUCGAGUUAGAAUUCCUGGUGGAAUUUUGCUCUCCUUGAAUGAACAAAAAUACCCUUUUGCUACAGCCAUGUAUCUUCCAUGCCUUGGGCAAAAAACAGCAGGGAGUAAGAGUUUGAUCACAAUCCAACCCCAGAAUUGCUGGUGAACCUGUUUCAUUACAAAUGUAGAAUUCCAUUUGCUAUAUAACAUGUAGCGUCCAUCAUAAAAAGACGAAUUGAGAGAAUAAUGUUGACACGAAACCUUUAUUUGUUGUGGGCUGGAGAUAUUAGAACGUUAUUGGAUGCCAGUUAACAUCAUGUCCCUGGGAUCUGACUCCCUGUCUUCAGAGGACUAGAUUGGGGAUUUGGAGAAAAUAUGCUAAUGGGGAAGUAUUUGCCCUCAAAGUUGGACUAAGAUCUCCCCAUUUACUCAGAAGCUCCAGAAAAAGAGAAUCUCAUUUUGCCAGCAGCAUUCCAUUCUGAAAAAUUAGUGUUGCUCUUCUCAGGCUCCAUUCCAGAAGACCCAGCUGAGCUAUGGUCAGAGUUAAUGGCUAAUGAAACAGGCUGGGACACAUUAACUGAAGAUGAUUUCUCACUGGAAGUAGACCUUAUCACCCAGAUGGAGCUUUCUAAGUAUGUCUAAGACAAGGGAGGCAGCCACUAGGAAUAUGAGUUCUUUUGGCCUUUGGUUAGAUCUUGAACGUGCAGAAGAAUUGUCUCUCUUAUAUGCUCUUAGCUGUUAGACCUUCAGUUUUCUCCCUUCUCUUCUUUGAGAGAUGGAAGUGUAUUGGAUAAUCUGCAGUGAGGAAAAGCUAUGGCUUACUGCCCCUUUUAUAUACACGCAAUAUCCAAUAAAACUUCUUAAAAAUAGUCUAUUGACAGUUCUUGACUCCAGUUCAUUUUGCACAUAUAAUUAGAGUCUGUUCCCCUAUGUGGAGGAGAUGAAACAAAAGAGGUACCUGUUGUCAUGUACAAAUUUGGGGAAGUGGUAAUAAUGUGAAUUUCUGAAAUAACAGCUGCACCAGUGACUUUAAACCGCAAACUACAUAUUUUAUCAAUUUUGUAUGAGUCAAAUAGGGACGUAAUAUAUAAACCAUUAAUCAUUUUUUUAUUAGCUGCUCAUUUACCUAUAUGAAAGGGCUGGAAGGAGUACUCAAGUUUUUCUUUAAAUGUUUGGUUCAAUAAAGUAAGCUUUCUUCUAAUUUCUGAUGAAAUGCCAUAAAUGAAGGGUAUAUGUUCAAAAAAUCAGAUAUGUAAUCCCAUAGCUUUCAAAAUCCAGACCCCUACAGUUGAAAUAAUUACAAAAUGAAAAUAAAUACAUUACUGACAUAGUAAAAUGGCUAGAGUAACAAAGACAUUUAGAAGGCCAAGCAUAGUAGUUUACGAAACUAUUUAGUAUGCAAACCAUGGUUAUUAAUGGCAGUUCACAAACCACAGUAGGCAAUGCUUUGAGAAUGUAAAAUUACAGCUUGUAUUAAAAUGAAUGCUAAAUCUGGGUCUCAGAACUGAAGUGAAUAGUUUCCACACAAUAUUUGAAUAGAUGUUUAACUAGAAUAACAUGAUUUGGGGAGCAUUUGCAUGUCUCAAAAAGCUGAAACUGGACCUUAUAAUCUGGAUUUUCUUCUCUGCAGAGGUCAAAUCAGUGCCUGUUUGAAAAAUUCAUGAUCCAGAAAAGGUAAUUUUUAAUGAAUAUUUAUGAUAUGUCUUUUCUUAUCAGAGCUGUGCAAGUUUCCUGAUGCUUCCCACAAAGGUUGCUUUCUGGGUUUUUCUUUUUUCUUUUCAAGAAAAGAAUCAUGUGAAUUGAAACCAGCAAUAUCUCCAUUUUAGUUCACCUUGGCCCUAGUUCCUCACAAUUAUUAUUAAGCUGUAUGGCUGCAGAGUUAACUUUCUGAAUUUUACUCACUGAAUUACUGAAAGUCAAAGAAAGAUUUCAGAAUCAGAGCCCAGGCCUUAUGCUGUGAUUCCAAAUGCUCAGGGACGAGGGAUUUAAAUUGCUAUGCCACAUUCAUCCAUUUCUGUCCUCUAGCAACCUCUUUUAGUUGCUUAGACAUGGAAGAGACCAGUGUGACCACUGAGUUAUAAAAACUAUAACAUUAAGGAAGAAGAUCAUCUGUGGUGGGUGUACCAUUUGAAGCUGCCAUCAGUCCCAACACCAGUGUUCAUAAGCAGCUAUAUCAGCGGUGCUGUUUAGCUGACUGCAGCCUCUGGGAGCUUGUGACCAGCACUUGUAAAUGGGGGUUUCUGAGGACAUUUUGAGGGGGAAGCUUGGAGUGCUGUUUCACAGUGUACAUAGGACCAAGAGACAUGAACAGCGAGGGAGCUGCUUAUUCCAACACUUAUUCCAUGUUUGUCUUCCUGCCUAAGAAUGUGCAAAACUAGACUUGCAGCAACUGUGAGCCGGUUGCCUUGCUGGAAGAGAAGGUACAGUGACUUGAGGCCCACCUAGCCACACUUCAAGCUACUGAGCAAGAUGAGGGAUUUCUUGACUAAGCAGAGUGGACUGUCCUGGAACAGUGACAGAGAUGGGGUGCUCCUAGGGAGGAGGAAGCUCUUCCAUUGCAGGAGAUGAACCCCUGGAUGAACAUGACACACAGACCCUGAUUAUGGGCCAGAGGAGCAAGGGCAGCAGUUACAGAACUCAGAAUACAUCAAGGAGGCUAUGGACGGUACAGUGUACAGAAUGAUUCCUGCUGCUUCCCAGAAGAAGAGACAUGUGCUGGUGGUAGGUGACACUCUACUGAGGCAGAUAGAGGCAGCAGGAUAUUUGAAGUCGUACCUCGCUUGUUUUGUGAACAAUGAAACGAGAAACAGGUUUGGGACACACACACACACACAGAGAGAGAGAGAGAGAGAGAGAGAGAGAGAGAGAAUAACUGCCUUUAAGAAUUAAAAUAUAGACAUAAAUGACUUUUUAGCAAUUACUUACAAAG
Messenger RNA from Podarcis lilfordi (Lilford's wall lizard), 12119 nucleotides. The record is from the annotation of a GenBank genome assembly. NCBI's taxonomy places the organism in Eukaryota, Metazoa, Chordata, Lepidosauria, Squamata, Lacertidae.